This is a messenger RNA of Closterium sp. Yama58-4, 771 nucleotides long. Lineage: Eukaryota; Viridiplantae; Streptophyta; Zygnematophyceae; Desmidiales; Closteriaceae. The record is from the annotation of a GenBank genome assembly.
AUGGCUUCCAUGGUCGCCUCUGCCGGCCUGACUGCAGCGGGACUGCUGUUCCUCGCCCUUACCCUCGUCGCCGUGGUUCAGACGAUGAAGGCAACGUAUGGGGACGGCACGGUGAGCAGGAUGAUGUACCGUAGGUCGCUGGUGACCUCUUCUGGGCCGACAGGAGGGGCAGCAGGAGGCGGAAGUGUCGGAUCAACAUCAGGGGCCAAAGGAAGCGCGGAGUGUUUGGCGUUGGGCUGUGGCCCUGACAGGCACUGCGAGGCGGACCAAAAUGGAGAGCUUGUCUGCCAGUGGGACUCGCCAUGCGGCACCUGCCCCACUGGAGCCACCUGCGAGACCACGCCGACCAACGAUGACAGUUCAGUGCUGGCGCCUUACUGCCUGUGCCCUGAAGGCUACGGAAUGACUGACACUGAGUGUGUUGAGGGUGUCGAUUCCACAGUCUCUUCUAUCAGCUUCACGCUCAUCGCGAAUCGAACCGCCACGGACAAUGCAUCCAAGCCCUACACCCUGCGCUGGAACCUGGAUGGGUGCACGCAGUACCCAGAAGAAGUGGCUGGGAAGUUCACGACAAUUUAUACCGUGUGGAAUACCACCAACACUCCGGCGUGCCAGGAUGCCACUCUGUACAGCACGGACAACUGUGAAGGCACAACUAUUCCUACCACUUACUUGGAUUUUUCGCCUAAACCUUUUUCUGCACUGGCUCUGCUGGACAUGAACACGCCUGGACCAAUCCGUUCUGUGAUGUGCUUUCCGCCUGACGUCUAA